CGGUUGGGCUGCGGGGCCCCGAGGGCGGCGGGCCCUACGCGCGGCGUUCCCCCGGGCGGCGGGGCUGCGGCACAACGCGGGCAGGCGGCACGGGGCUUCUCCGACGCGGCAACGCCGGCUCGCCGGCUUUGGGAGCAGACGCAGCGCGGAGCAGCGCCGGGGCUGGAGUCCCUGCGGCCCUGGGUAAUUAAAUGGAUCUUCAGAGGCCAAGUCGCUAAAAUUAACAGAAAAUGGCAUAUCGAAGAGAUGAAAUGUGGUCUGAAGGACGAUAUGACUAUGAAAGACUUCCAAGAGAACGCCUUCCUCCAAGGAUUCAUCCUGAUGAUGAUUACCACAGAGUAGUAAACGUCAUUCCCAAGAAACCACCGCUUCUUGAUAGACCUGGAGAAGGGAGUUACGGUCGCUAUGAUGAUUACAGCCAUGCUGAGUACAGAGACUAUGAGGAGGGUCGCAGUUUUGCCCAUGAGCGAAGAAGUGGCCCACCGCACCGAGGCGUACAUAAGGAUGAGUCAGGAUACAGAUGGCCAAGAGAUGAUCAUCCUAUGAAUCGUCAGACUGAGUACAGGAAGGUCAGAGAUGGCUUCAGGAGAAAAAGCUUCCAUCCCUCUCAUUAUAUGAGAGAGCGAUCCCCUCAUAAGAGAGACUCUCCUUUCUUCAGGGAAUCACCAGUGAGCCGAAGGGAUUCUCCGCACAGCAGAUCUGGCUCUAGUGUGAGCAGCAGAAGCUACUCUCCUGAAAGAAGCAAAGCCUAUCCUUUCCACCAGUCCCAGCAUAGCAGAAGUAUGUCAUCUUUACAUAAAAGAAAUAUUUCUUCUCAGCAAGGUAAAGAAAGGUCUUCAGUUCAGUCAUCGAAAACAUCAAGAGAUGCAUCACCGUCGGGUUCCACAGCAGUACCCUCAUCAAAGGCCAUGGAGAAGAGCAACAGACUAUCAGAAAAGGAACUUGCAGAAGCUGCAAGCAAAUGGGCAGCUGAGAAGUUAGAGAAGACCGAUGAAAGCAAUUUACCUGAAAGAACAGAGUAUGAGGCUGGAUCGUCAGCUCCGUUAUAUGUCGAACAAACAGAGGAAACAGAAACAAAUAUAACUGAUAGCACAGAAUUAUAUGAGGAUAGCCAACUUCUUUGCCGCUCAAAAGCAAUUGCAACUAAAACCAAGGAGAUUGAACAGGUAUACAGACAAGACUGUGAAACCUUUGGCAUGGUGGUGAAGAUGCUGAUUGAUAAAGAUCCAUCAUUAGAGAAGUCCAUUCAGUUUGCUCUGAGGCAGAAUUUGCAUGAAAUAGGAACAAGGGAUUUGAUUUUGUGUCAGUGUAAGAAGCUGUCCUUGGUCUCACAUGGAACCUCAAGGGGACUGCUAGAAAGGGGCAGGAAAAGCGUUGAUAGAAGGAACCAGAUGCUGUGCAGGAGGAAUUGUUCUUUGUCACUUCAGGAGCUCCUGGAAACACAACAGACUUCUAGGACUCAUUAAUGUGCAGAUGCCCUUAAAAGAAUGAAAGGGUAAGAGGAAGCGGAAGGAAACAAGUGUGGAAAUUCAGUGCUAGCUGCUGGGGCUGCAGUGAACCUAAACGGGUCUGUCAUCUCAGUGGGGGUGAGCUGGCAGCCUUGAGUGACAAGUGGAGCAGUUAGGGUGAAAGUCAGCAAUAUAACCACUACAGAUAUGCAGCGUAUCAGAGGAACUGCUUCCUUGUGACUGUGUUUCUGUGGAGGAUUUCCUCUUUUGGAGGGUGAGGAUAACGUAUGGCUCAAACAUUGCUCACUGUCAUGAAGGUAUGAGCUCCAGUCGCAAUAUAGGUACCCCUUCUAAUAAUGGGAAACCAAAGGUGUACAUUCUGUACCUGUGUCUAGUGCAGGAAGCAGACAUUAUAGCCCAAAUCGUUUCCUUCAUACAGAAAUGGAAGAAUGGAUUACAAACAUUUCUCAAAAUAAAUUGUUCAAAAAUGACGUAGAAAUCUUUUAUAUCAAGCUGUAGAGAAGCAGAACGGUCUUACAGGCAUCUUAAAACUUAACAUAUAAUAUCUGAAUUGGAUAGUAGUACAAAAAGCUGCCUGUUUCGUUAAGUGUGGUUACAGGCACCUGUUAUUCUUCCCCUGGUGGAAGUAUCCCUCAGUGAUCCAUUCCUCAGCAACACACUACUUUUUAAAUGUUUCUGAUGGUCUUAAUUGCUUGUGGCCCUGCAGCCUAGCGCAGGUAGGGGAUUGCAAUGUGCCUCAAAGCAGAGGUACCUAACCUAGCCCUGAGGAAGCUGCUCAGCCAGAGCACUGCUUCCCUGGGCAUCGUGCUGUGCAGCUGUACCUGCCUUCACUGAGUAUCAUCCUGAGGGAAGAGAGUUCACAGCUCUUGCCUUGGGCUGGCAAGAAUGGCUACUUUUUUUUUUCCUUUGGUUUGUUGUUGUUUUAUUUUAAUAAUGAUAUGGGAAAGAGAGUCAUCUUUCAACUCAUUUAUUUGGAGCUUUAGAGGGAGGUGCUAUGGAAGCGAGCUCUCUGAAGACAGCUUAUAAAUGAUACUGGAUAUUUGUGUUGAAUAGUUGCAUUGGUUAAAGGAGGAAGUGAUCUCACGCAAUCAUUUGGUACUCCAUAAAGCUUUGUGCUGCAGGAGAGUAUGUGCUGCACCUCCGAAGAUGGAGUAAGACAGAACAAGUGCUGCUGGGGAUGUACCUGCAUGAAGCACUCACUCCAAAAUGGGCCCAGCAGUAGCAGCGGGGCAUGUUGUUCCAGAGGAUCCUGAUAACCUAUCUUCGCAAACGCAGUUACAAAUGGAAAACCCCAGUCCCUGUUUGAGUAGCUGGGGGAAAGCGCUAACAAGUCAGUAUUGCUCCUGAAGUCCUGGAAGUCCUUAGCAGGCUGGCUGUUGUAAUGUCCUCAAGCACAACAGCCAUUUAGCUGCUAGGAAAGCAAAUGCUGCCUAAACCACUGGGGCAGUGUGCCAGCUGGAAGCAUCCCACAAGCCGCCCAUUGGCUCCUGUAGUGUAGCAUGAUAUUACUUUGAUCAUCUUUCAUCUUCACAAGACUUGUUUGUACUGGAAAAGUGACUUAUAUGGUGAACAGCACCUCUGGGAAUAAAGGAUCUUCUGCUUAUUUUAGCCUGAAAAAUAUAAGCAAGUAACAGCUAUUUUGACUCAGCUGUAACAGUAACUUCAGUUUGUUGGGUGUGAGCAAUAGUCAUGUGUCCAUUCCAUCCCUUAUUUCUAGCUGCUUUUAUUUCAAAACUUUUAAUAUCCUUAGAAAUGACUUACUUCAAUGUGCCAGUUUUGUUCAUGUAAGAAGCACCUGUGUCCUCAUUAAUUACCUAUGGUCAGGUGGUCAGAAAGCCUGCUGUUUUAGCGUUGACUAUUCCAAUGGGCAGUCGUCAGUAUUAAGUAACAAAUUCCUGCUUUAUGCUUAAAACAUUGAGAGAAGCUUAUUUUAACUUGAACGUGAGU
Molecule: messenger RNA, 3416 nt
Organism: Numida meleagris (helmeted guineafowl)
Lineage: Eukaryota; Metazoa; Chordata; Aves; Galliformes; Numididae
Gene: PPHLN1
Product: periphilin 1
Exons: 11
Coding region: 231-1466 (411 amino acids)
Biological process (GO): negative regulation of DNA-templated transcription; protein localization to heterochromatin; negative regulation of gene expression, epigenetic
Cellular component (GO): nucleoplasm
Source: RefSeq, a predicted model, not a curated record